CCCUGGAGAUGGGAUCCUAAGUCAGGACUGGGAAGAGGUGGUUUGGGGUUUAGUGCUGACCCGGAGCAGGAUGAAGCACAGUCCUGGCAUUGUACUAACUGGGAUUCAGAUUCUAGUUCUGCCAUGCAACUCCGGACAGAAAACGGAGCCUUUCAAAGCCUCUGACGGUUGGUUUUUCUGGUUUGUAAAGAACAGUAACUGCUACUGGUAUGGGCUGCAACUGAUGGCAGGCCAACAGUUGAGUGUUUCGCUCUCUGUGUCCCUCCUCCAGGGCUCAGGAGGGACUAUGUCUCCUGCCAUUGCUCUGGCGUUCCUGCCAUUGGUAGUGACGCUGCUGGUGAGGUACCGGCACUACUUCCGGCUGCUGGUGCGUGCAGUCCUACUGCGGAGCCUCCGAGAUUGCCUGUCGGGGCUGCGGAUUGAGGAGCGGGCCUUCAGCUAUGUGCUCACCCAUGCCUUACCUGGGGACCCCAGUCACAUCCUGGCUACUCUGGAUCACUGGAGCAGCAGCUGCGAGUACCUGGGCCACAUGGGGCCCGGCAAAGGUCAGAUCCUGAUGCGGCUGGUGGAGGAGAAGGCCCCUGCUUGUGUGCUGGAGCUGGGCACCUACUGUGGCUACUCCACGCUGCUUAUUGCCCGUGCCCUGCCCCCUGGAGGUCGCCUUCUCACUGUGGAGCGGGACUCACGCACAGCAGCAGUGGCUGAAAAACUUAUCCGCCUGGCUGGCUUUGAUGAGCGCACGGUGGAACUCAUUGUGGGCAGUUCCGAGGAGGUGAUCCCGCGUCUACGAGGGCAGCACCAGCUGAACUGGGCAGAUCUGGUGCUCCUGGCACACAGGCCCCGGUGUUACCUGCGGGACUUGCAGCUGCUCGAGGCCCAUGCCUUGCUGUCGGCUAGUGCCACGGUACUGGCUGACCAUGUGCUCUUCCCUGGUGCACCCCGCUUCCUGCAGUAUGCCAAGAGCUGUGGUCGCUACCGCUGCCGCCUCCACCACACUGGCCUCCCAGACUUCCCAGCCAUCAAGGACGGCAUAGCCCAGCUCACCUACAAUGGACCUGGCUGAGGCCCAGGACCAGCGGUUUUCAUUGAUGUUCCCCUACCCACCCACCCCAAACCCUCACAAUAUCCCCUCCUUUUCCUGUCUGUGGCCUAACACACGCUGGGCUCGGGAGGGA
This is a messenger RNA of Ochotona princeps (American pika), 1175 nucleotides long. It is a transcript of the gene TOMT, whose product is annotated as transmembrane O-methyltransferase. NCBI's taxonomy places the organism in Eukaryota, Metazoa, Chordata, Mammalia, Lagomorpha, Ochotonidae. Bases 71 to 1063 code for a protein of 330 amino acids. The record is from RefSeq and is a predicted model, not a curated record. Gene Ontology annotation, biological process: developmental process; catecholamine catabolic process; dopamine metabolic process. The transcript has 3 exons. Gene Ontology annotation, molecular function: catechol O-methyltransferase activity.